AUGAAGGCUGAGAAGGGUACUCCAAAGGCCACCCAGCACAUGACCCAGCAGGUCACGGACAGUACAGACAACAGUCAGGUCAGGAGCAGCAGGGCUGAGCACCUCCUGAUGCAGGUGGGCUUUUGUGUGGGAUUGGGCACCAUCUGGAGGUUCCCUUCUUUGUGCUACGAGAAUGGAGGAGGUACCUUCCUUCUAACCUAUGUGGUGCUGCUUUUCAUCCUGGGCAUCCCCUUGGUGUUCAUGGAGAUGGCUUUGGGACAGAACCUACGCUUUGAUAUCUGGAGGCAGAUCCACCCCAGGAUGUGGGGUGUGAGCCUGGCCUGCAGCCUGGUAUGCUUCAUGGUGAUUAUCUAUUAUAACGUGGUCAUUGCUUGGAGCAUCUUCUACCUCAGCAACUCCUUCCAGUACCCACUACCUUGGAGCUAUUGCCCAGUGUGGACAAACGCUAGCAGCCCUGAUCCUGAGUGUACCCGCAGCACCCCGUCCAUUUAUUUCUGGUACUGUAAGACCCUGGAGAUCACAAGUAGCAUCGAGGACAGUGGAGGCAUGGUCCCGAGCCUCACCAUCUGCAAUUUGGUCGUUUGGUUCUUCAUCAUACUCAUCUCGAUGCAGGGCACCUCGGCCAAAGGGAAGAUUGUCUACUUCUCCGUCAUAUUCCCCUACGUCGUCCUGUCCUGCUUCCUCUUCCGAAGCUACCUUCUGGAAGGUGCCAUCUAUGGGCUACGUCACUUGGUGUCUACCCAGGGCAGGUCGGGGACUCGGACUUCUCUGGCUCUUGCCUCCUCCCUCCCCUUGCAGAUGUCAGCCAUUACCUCUCCAAUUCUGUGGCAACAGGCCGGAUCCCAGGUGUUCUACAACAUGGGGCUGGGCUUUGGUGGCAUCUUGGUCUUGUCCUCCUAUGCAAACAAGAGUAGCAACUCUGCCCAGGAUGCCUUCAUCUUGGCCUUCGCCAACCUGGCUUCCUGCCUCCUGGCUACCCUGGUGGUGUUCAGUGUGCUGGGUUUCCGGGCCUCCGUCUCUACCCGUGAAUGCAGCAAUCGGAGCUCUUCGAAGCUGUGGCAACUGAUCAAAGUCGGGGAGCUGCCCCUAGAAGCCAGCCCCCCCACAAACCUGUUGAAGAAGCCGGUCAGAGCAUACACCAUGUGGCUCUAUCAUCUUGACAGUGAUCUAAAGAAGAAGGUUCUGCAGCACGUGCCCGAUUGUAACUUGGAGCAGGAGAUCAACCGUAACAUACAAGGGCCUGGGCUAGUCUUCGUGGCGUUCACUGAGGCAAUAACCAAGUUCCCAGGUUCCCCCUUCUGGUCUGUCAUCUUCUUCCUGAUGCUCAUCAACCUGGGGCUGAGCACUUCCCUGGGACUGAUGCAGGGUAUCCUGACACAGCUUCAGGAUGCCUUCCCCUGCCUCCGCAAUUCCCGCUCGACCAUCACGGUGACCAUCGGCUGCCUGGGCUUCCUGUUUGGUCUCCUCUUCACCCAGCGCUCUGGCUUCUACUUCCUGAACUUAUUUGAUGACUUUGCUGCUGUCCUGCCUCUAUUUGUUGUGAUCCUCUGUGAGAACUUUGCUGUGGCCUGGAUUUAUGGGGUUAAGAGGUUCAUUAGGGAGUCGUGGGACAGCCUGGGGUUCUAUGUGUCUGUCAUGCAAGAAGGCCUGCUUCAGUACUUCACGGUGCUGUGGGUAGUGAUUCUUCUUGGAAGCAGCCUGGUGGACAUGCUGUGGAAAUACCCCACCUAUACUGCCUGGGAUAGGAGCACGUCCACAGAGUCAUUCGUUCCCUGCCCGAAGUGGGCUGUGAUCUUUAUUGUUCUUGUCAUUGCUGUAAUCAUUCUGCCCAUCCCUGUGGGCAUGUUGAUGUGUACAAAGAAGCCGGUCAUAUUGCCGCUGCCUCAGAAUUCCCUACUCCAACUUCCCGUGACUUCGUCCCCAGCCUCAUCGCCAACCCCAGCGCAGAAGCCGGCCUCAUCGCCAACCCCAGCGCAGAAGUCGGUCUCAUCGCCAACCCCAGCGCAGAAGCCGGCCUCAUCGCCAACCCCAGCGCAGAAGUCGGUCUCAUCGCCAGCCUCACCGAAGAAGCAGGCAUUGACCGCCUCUUCCUGGAAGAGAUCAGCGUUUCCUAAGGCCCAGGCUGCAGUGCCUGAAGUUCAAUAA
This is a messenger RNA of Dromiciops gliroides (monito del monte), 2145 nucleotides long. It is a transcript of the gene SLC6A16, whose product is annotated as solute carrier family 6 member 16. Gene Ontology annotation, biological process: sodium ion transmembrane transport. The record is from RefSeq and is a predicted model, not a curated record. NCBI's taxonomy places the organism in Eukaryota, Metazoa, Chordata, Mammalia, Microbiotheria, Microbiotheriidae. Gene Ontology annotation, cellular component: membrane. Bases 1 to 2145 code for a protein of 714 amino acids. The transcript has 11 exons.